GGCAGGAAGGGAAGGGAGCUGCGUCUAGUGGCGGGCGGGAUUCGCGUUCCGACACCCACGGGAGCACGAAGUUUCCUCGCACCCUCACGCGCACAGCGACCGGGACCGUCCAGUGUCCGUCUCUUUGCCCUCGGGUACCUGUAGAGGAUCGUGCUACGUGUGGCCGGCGGCCACGCGGAGGCAACGAGGCUCAACUCAGCAGGACAAAGUGGGGCAGUCAUCUUCUAAACCACAAAACCCGGCCAGGACUGGCUACUCUUCUCAAUCAAGAAGGCAGCCAGAACGUAGUUUUGGCCUUCAACUGCUAAUGAGUGAUAUCAACUCAUCCGUGGAAAGCCUUAACUCAGCUUGCAACAUGCAGUCUGACACUGACACUGUGCCACUUCUUCAGAAUGGGCAGCAUGCUGGCAACCAGCCAGCAGCCUCUGGCUCUCGCGGCCAGCAGGCGCAGGCGUCGCCAAAGCAAAAAGUGCAACGGUCCCAACCUGUUCAUAUUCUGCCUAUCAGGUGGGCCCAGAGAAGUGAGCUUUGGAUUUUUCAAAGGAGGAAAGGAAGGAGAGGUGAAGCCGCAGAAGUGCCCAGGAGUUCAGAGGAGAUAAUGAAUCGGCGCGCUCAGGAGGAAGACCAGCAGCUGAGAACUUCUUCUCUUCCGGCCAUCCCCAAUCCGUUUCCGGAGCUCUCUGGUGGCCCUGGAAGCCCUGCCGUGGCCGCUGCUGCUGCCGCCGCGGCCGCUGCUCCUCCGAGCAACGUGCCGCCGCCUCCGAGCAAGCCACCUACCAAGCAGGAUGUCAAAGUCUUUAGUGAAGACGGGACAAGCAGGGUGGUGGAGAUUCUGACUGACAUGACUGCCAGGGACCUGUGCCAGUUGCUGGUUUACAGAAGUCACUGUGUGGAUGACAACAGCUGGACUCUGGUGGAGCACCACCCCCAACUGGGAUUAGAGAGGUGCCUGGAGGACCAUGAGAUUGUGGUCCAAGUGGAGAGCACCAUGCCAAAUGAGAGUAAAUUUCUGUUCAGAAAGAACUAUGCCAAGUACGAGUUCUUUAAGAAUCCAGUGAACUUCUUCCCGGAUCAGAUGGUGAACUGGUGCCAGCAGCCCAAUGGCAGCCACGCUCAGUUUCUGCAGAAUUUUCUGAACACCAGCAGCUGCCCUGAGAUCCAAGGGUUCCUGCAGGUGAAGGAAGUUGGGAAAAAGUCUUGGAAGAAGCUGUACGUGUGCCUGCGCAGAUCUGGCCUUUAUUACUCCACCAAGGGGACUUCAAAGGAACCAAGACACCUGCAGCUGCUGGCUGAUCUGGAGGAGACCAGCAUCUUCUAUGUGAUUGCUGGGAAGAAGCAGUACAAUGCGCCCAACGACCAUGGGAUGUGCAUCAAGCCAAACAAAGCGAAAGUUGAGAUGAAGGAGCUGCGUCUGCUCUGUGCCGAGGAUGAUCAGAUCCGUUCUUGCUGGAUGACAGCCUUCAGACUGCUCAAGUACGGAAUGCUCCUGUACCAAAACUACCGCAUCCCGCAGCAGAGGAAGGCUCUGCUCUCUCCUUUCAACACACCUAUGCGCAGUGUCUCUGAGAGUUCUCUGGUGGCAAUGGAUUUUUCUGGACAAAUUGGAAGAGUGAUCGAUAAUCCGGCUGAGGCCCAGAGUGCUGCCCUGGAAGAGGGCCAUGCUUGGCGCAAGCGAAGCACUAGGAUGAAUGUUCUGAGCAGCCAAAGCCCUCUUCAUACUUCUACUCUGAAUUCAGUGAUUCACAGGACUCAGCAUUGGUUUCAUGGACGUAUCUCCCGCGAGGAGUCUCACCGUAUCAUCAAGCAGCAGGGACUCGUGGAUGGGCUGUUCCUCCUGCGUGACAGCCAGAGCAAUCCGAAGGCAUUUGUGCUGACACUGUGCCACCACCAGAAGAUUAAGAACUUCCAGAUCCUACCCCAAUGCGAGGAUGAUGGGCAGACCUUCUUCACUCUGGAUGAUGGGAACACCAAGUUCUCCGACCUGAUCCAGCUGGUCGACUUCUACCAGCUCAACAAAGGUGUUCUGCCCUGCAAGCUGAAGCACCACUGCAUCCGCGUGGCCUUAUGACCUCCUUGCCCUAUCACAGAGGCUGGAGGCAGCAACACUGGAACGGAGAAGAGAGGCCUGCAUGAGGGUGAAAACACACACCUACUCCCACCCACGGACUCAGACAACACAAAGCUUUUUUGAUCGGUACCAACCGACCAACAUCAAUUAGUUAUUGGACUUCACCAAGAUUUACCGCUGCGGAUCAAGCAGGACCACCUCCCUCUUGCGUCAGCCAUUUAAAUGGGGGGGAGGGAAGAGAUCCAGUGCAAGUGUGGGAAGAAACUGGAAUGACAAUUUUGAUUAGGCCAUGUGAGGGUGAAAAACCGCAGAGAAGUGAUUGGAAAUGAACUCUUGCCCUGGAAUAAUCUUGACAUUUCAAACCGCGAUGUUUACUUUUUUGUAUUGAUCACUCUUUUGCACUCCUUCUUCGUUGUUAAUGUUGUACUCAGCCUAUGGUAGGAGAGAGAGGAUGUGGCUUUGCAACCCAGAUGAGACAGAGAAUUUUUGAAUUGGCAGACUUCAGCCUGAAAAAAUGGUUCCCCAAAGUUUUCUUGAGGGCAUCCUGCUUGCCACAGGUUGCCACAGUGUGGAUUUGGCUCCUCCUACAUUUAGAGACCCCAGUCUUUCCCAUUAUACUUGAAAAGCUUUUGGUUUUUAAAAAAUAAACUAACAAAAUACAAGGUGUCAGUUGUGGUUGACACCAAGCAUGUUUUGUGGCUUUAGUCAAGCUACCACAAGUCUGGUCGUUGUUGUUGU
Molecule: messenger RNA, 2806 nt
Organism: Peromyscus eremicus (cactus mouse)
Lineage: Eukaryota; Metazoa; Chordata; Mammalia; Rodentia; Cricetidae
Gene: Grb10
Product: growth factor receptor bound protein 10
Exons: 17
Coding region: 308-2068 (586 amino acids)
Biological process (GO): insulin receptor signaling pathway; negative regulation of Wnt signaling pathway; negative regulation of insulin receptor signaling pathway
Molecular function (GO): insulin receptor binding
Source: RefSeq, a predicted model, not a curated record